Molecule: messenger RNA, 1316 nt
Organism: Lates calcarifer (barramundi perch)
Lineage: Eukaryota; Metazoa; Chordata; Actinopteri; Centropomidae
Exons: 3
Molecular function (GO): protein binding
Source: RefSeq, a predicted model, not a curated record
UUUAGUAUAGCUGUGUUGUAAUAUCAAAAUGAGUCAUCUUCUUGCUUUUCUUUCCAGUCCACUCUUUGUGCGUGAGAUGCCAUAAAAAGCAUGCAUAAAUAUAAAGAUCACAUUGGGAAGUAGCUAUGGUUAGAGUCGGACUUCCCAUUUCUUGUGGCUUCAGCGCUGUAAUGUCUCAUUGGUUUACUGCUCUUUCAGUAGAGACACACACAUUUACACAGAACAGGAAAUAAGAUUGAGGCAGACGAGCAGAAACGUCCAAGCAGCGGUUCGAGCUGUGCGACUCCAGCUCUCUGCAUACACAGCUGCUUCAGGUCCGUCUGAGAGACAUUACGAGGGAAUUUUUGGAAACAAAAUCAGCUCCAUGAUGUCCUCACAUUAACUCAGAGGCCACACGCAUGCACCAGAGCAUGGAGCUUGUGUCAGUGCAGUAUGAGUAUGAGUACACAGCGAAGGAUGGUCACCAUGUUUCCAUCAAACCUAAUGAAAGCUACAUCCUGGUCUCCAAGACGAAUGAGCACUGGUGGCACGUCCGCAAAGACCUGGACACCAAGCCCUUCUAUAUCCCCGCACAGUAUGUGAAAGAAGUCCAAUCGCAUACUGGAGACUCCCCCGGUGCUAAUAACAGUAAGCUGCUGGAUAUCACUGAUGUAACACCAUGUAGAGGGACUACAGUGAUCCGUAUGACAGCUCUGGAUCCUUCAAGAGAAACAUACCGGUUCUCCACUUUUGGUUUAUGUGAAAACAUACCAGAUGUGAAGCCCAGUGAGACUCUGAAAGAAGGACAGACCACCAGCAGCUCUGCACCUUCCCAGGAUAAUACAAAGACGCACAAUUCAGCAUUUACCUCAGCACCUCUGAAAACUGACGGCCUGCAGCUGUAUGCAAAACCUCAUCCUGUGUCAAAGGUCGGGAAAGAACAAAAGCGGCCAAAAAGCUUACUGCAGGACGAUAAAGUAGAACAGCCACAGACUUUUGUGGAUGAUGAGGACAUGGACUUCCCUUCACCCCCUAGUUCACCCAUAUAUGACACCAUACCAGAGAUAAACAUCCAAGACUUUGACACAUUUUCUGAGCUGCCCAGUCCUGUCCCUCCAGAUGACGUGUCAGCAUCGCAGCAGCAGAGUUUGAAUCAAGCCACAGAAGAAACUUCAUCCACAGAUGCUCUUUCUAUUGAGCAGUCUGGGUGUAAGGUCACAGAUAAAUCUGAGGGUGUCAGGAAACGACUGUUGGCUUUUCUGUGUGGGGUGUGGAGUUUGCCUACGUGGGUUCUCUCAGGGUACACUGGCUUCCACCCACACCCCAGAGACAUGCAG